AUGUACGCGCUGCGACGGUGGUGCACCGCGAUCUGGACGGUGCUGUCGGCGCUGGCGUUGAUGACGCACGGCGCCACCAUCAAGUUCGACCAGAGCCAGACGGGCGACUACAACUUGCAGAUACACCUGAAAAACAUCGAGCUGUACGCGGUGUUCGACGAUUCCGGCGGCAGCGAAGACGACGUGAGUGACCGGCCGUUUUUUUUAAUAAUAAUAAUAACGCGUACCUAUCCAACAUAAUGUUGUAUUAAUGUUAUACAGGCGCUCGGGCCGAUUAUACGUUUAAAAAAUUAGAAAAACAAUUUUCGAAAAUUAUUCCAAUCAAUGAUUUCGGUCGACUCCCGCGUCCGUUUUACUUUCGUAUCGAGUUGGUUUUUCUGAAAAAUAUCGCAUUGCAAUAGUGACAGUUUAACUACGCGCGAAUAUUGUAUAGUACGGCCAACGGAAAAGACGAACGAGUAUUUCGCGCGCAGACAAAAUUAUCAAAUUGUUGGGGAAAACGAUUUUGCCAAUGGGCAAUGAAUGACCCAACUUAACCGAAUCUGUUGUAGGCGGAUCGGCGGAACCAAUUUCGCGCUUUUAGUUUCGAUACCAUCGAAUACAAGAGGAAGAAUCCCGUUCCUAUUUGUACGUUGGUUUUUUUCGUUGUUUUAAACUUUAAACGCUUAUAUGAAUGCGUAUAAAACAGACACCGAAAGAAAAAAAAAACUAUUUACCAGCAUUAUUGAUCUCUUGCCAUUUUUCGAUCGAAUUAAUAUUUCCGGUAAACAACACAAUCAGUCGAACGUGAUAAAAACUAUGAAAACGCCGCGUCGCACCGCAAUUAAUAUUUGAUCGAUGUUUGCUAGAAUUUUCAUUGCGUGUUACAGUCUGCGAGGGCAUAUUUGAAAUUUCGGCGUGUCCUGUGAAUGACAUGGCAUAUGAGCGUGAAAAUGGUUGGCGAGGUGGUUGAAAGUUAAAACUCCCGAAAGGUAGAUCGCUGCCGCGUCCUUGAUGCACACGCGCCAGACAUACAGAAAAUAACAUCCUCCCGACUGCAGAUUCCACUUGGGAUGGGGAUGGGGCGUCCUAUAGGAGAACUAAAAAACUAACAAACAAACAAACACUAUCCACCCGCAUACAACGUGGUUGAGUUCCACUAAAAUUUUAACACUUCAAUCGGCCUAUGAAAAAAAAAAAUCUCUAGUUCACGAGUUCGGGCCCGUUUGGUCCUGAAAAACGUGUCAGAAUGCAUAGCGCCGAAAAGACACUUACAACCUCGUUUGUUUUGUCGUCACAACGGACGCGACGCUGAGGCGCGGCGGUGUCUGUUUUCGGUUGAAAAUUCGACGACAGCGUACAAAUACAGGCGACGGUUGUCCCUUUGCGCUUCGACGGCUGGCGAAUUCGUUCCGACGUGAAAAACUAACCGCAUAAGACCGGUACGCGCAAUGGCGAAUCCGGUACGCGGUGUGCGCGCUUGGGUAAGAACGCAAAUGCGCGAGUUUAGCGGCGUACUCGCUGUUAAUAAAAUGACUCCGCCGUACGUUGAGACGAACGGCCGAAUCGAUCGCGCGCGCAUCGACAUUCCCGUACAGCGUGCAGCUGAUGAACGGGGGCUCGCGCAGGAUGUUUAAUAUUUUCGGUACGAAUUAUAAAUCGUUCGUGUCGGUUUACGGAUUACUUUUGCGACAUGAUGGACGGGGAAAAAAAACGAAAAAACAGUGAUCAUUUUUUAAUUCGGUUGUCACGGGCAAACAGUACGCUCUUUUUAAAAAAUAAAUUGCCCGACGUUUCUCGCAGACCAUAAGGAAACGCGUUGAUUAUUUAGUUUACAUUGUUGUUUUCGUUCGGUACUGUGCACGGGCAAAUUCGAUUAUUUUACUCGAACGAGUACAAGCACAACACAACGGUUAACUGUAAUUGGCCGGGGGAGGAGGCGAUGGAAGCGAAUAGUUAUGGGUAGACAUGUAACGCGUUAUUUUUUUGUAUUUUUUUUUUUCCCAUUCAAUAAAUCGCUUUACAAAAAAAUUACCCAGUUAUCUUGUGAUUACAGUAUAAUAACAAAUUGUUUUGCCCGAGGUGAACCCGCUCUUAUUAUUUAUUCGUAACGGACACUCAACGUUAAGUAAAAAGUAUUUUUUACCGAUACUAUUAUAAUAAGGUCACACCGCAAUAAAAUUUCAACGGGAAGCUUCGCGGGAUACUUAUUUCCAUAUAGUUAACGCGCGAAAUGAGCAUAUAUAUAUAUGUGAUCAAAUAAUUUUUGAAAAACAAUUUUUUUUUUUCAAUCCGACGUACAUUUAAAUGAAAUUAUUACAAACGUACCUACAUAAUAAUAAUUAGUUAUUUCGAUUUUGAUGGCGUCGAUAAGUGUAUCUUUAAACCAAUAGUAUACUUGUUAGAUAAAUAAUAUUAUUACCAAAUUAUCACUAUGACAAACACCUCUCCAGCGAAAUAAAACAAAACAAAUUUGCAGCCUCGUGAGAAAAAAAAGAUCGAAAUCGGUUUCGAUCUUUUUUUUUUUGUUUCUUUUUUUGGAAUGAUGAAUGAAUACUUCAUACAAAAGUCUUUUUGAAAGUGGAAUUUUGAAAAUUAUAAAUAUAACGAACCGCCUACAAGGUGGAAAUCUUCUUUAAACGAAAAACAACAGCUACAGUUCUGCAUAACCCGCAUAUUUUGUUCUCUCUAUAACGGAAGAAUCAGUUGUUGGCACCGAGCGAUUCCGUUAUGAGGAUGUUUUACUGUAUUUCGAAAAACUAAAAUUCAAGGUUGAAUGUAACCCGUUUUAAAUUCGGAGCAUAGUGGUUCGGAGAUCUAUUGAUUUUACUGUGAUAUGCGUAUUUUUUCAUUUUUUUUUAUUUUUAAUUUGUGUAUAUGUAAACAACUUUUCUACAAGAAAUAUCGCUUCGGUAAGAUUGUAUUUUUCUACCAGAAAUAUUUGUUCAAAUUUCAACAAUACAAGAAAAUGUUGUCUAGUUAAUGAAUAAGAAAUAAGAAAUAAUAAGUCGUUGUUUGAUUCUCUGUACAGUUUUUCUGAUAAUUCCGAGAAAAAACGUAAAGAAAUACGGCAUUUGGGUUUUUUGUUGUUAUUCGAUUAAAAAUUAUUUUAGAAAUCUGUAGGAUGUAAUUUUUUACAAAAUACCUAUAUUGUUCUUUUGUAGACGUAGUCAAAUUUUUAAAACAUUCUAUCCGCUUUUCGAUUUUUUAUCGGUAUUUAGUAUUUUCGUGUUUUUACAUGUAUUUUUUUUUUAUAGAAAUCUGUUAUGAAAAUUACGACUUUAUAACUUGAGGUAAAUGCUUGGAUAUUUAACAGAAGGUAAAUUAUAAAUUGUACUUAGUGAUUUAAAAAACAAAUUCGAUUUUAAUGGAUUAAUUAAUUUUCCAUAAGUGUUUUAAGAUCAAAUUGUGACGAAAAUCGUAAAAAUUAUGGCAUUUCAAAAUAUGUCUAACCGAACUUCGCUUCAAAUCUUUUACUAUUGUGUACAGAGAUACAUCAAAUUAUUUUAUGCGUCCUACCUUCCUAACUUCCCAUAUACAACAGUGGCUACACCCGUCCCCAAUAUAUCAGCUCUAUUUUUACUAUUUUAACUGUUCUGAAUCUGAGCGUAUCCAUUUUGCUUAAUUUUUUUAUUAAAAGCACACCGAUAUCAUUAUUUUAAAUUAUUGCGAUUUUAUUUGACUACCAGAAAUCUUGCAUCAAAAUAUUGAAGUGUUAUUGCAUUUUUUCUAAAAGAAAUUUUAUUUAGAUGGUGCCUAAGAUAAUAGUUUUUUGAUUUUCGGUGAUAUUUUUUUAAUAACUGUGUAAAACUUAAAAAAAAACUUAGGUAAAGGGUAAUGUUUACGGAAAUAACGGUUUCAUUAUUUUUUUUUUUUUUUUUUUGUAAUUCAGUAAAAAUAUUUAUAGAAACCUGUUAUUUUCACAGGAUAUUUAUAUUGGUUUUUUUAGACGUAGUAAAAUGCUUAAAACUUAACCUAACCUGGAGGUUUUUUGUGGUUUUUGGUAGAAUAAUCAAAAUCGAAAUCCAGUGCAUCCUGUAGGAGUAUUUAGUUAUAAAUGUUAACAAUUUAUAAGAAACCACGAUCAGGACGCUUAAAGGACCUGCUCAGUGGCCUGUUUAGGGACCUCUAAAAAUACGAUUUUCUACGUCGUGAUAAUAUGUAUAAGUGUCAAUUUAUAAUUUUAUUUAUAUUUUGUACAAAAACCUGCUGAAUUUUUCGUUUUUCCGUCUAUUUCUAUACAGACAUUUUUAGAGGGAGAGAUUUUUAUUACUUGAAAUAAAUAUUAUUAGAUGAUAUUACUAUAGUUUAAUGAUUUCUCGAGUACAUUACCCCGUAUAACGUUGAUAAAUAUAUGUACGGAAUCGUAUAAAACCGGUUCUGAAACCGGAAUACCUAUAAAUAAAUUUAAAAAUUAAACAUGAGACACGAAAAAAAUCUCAAUUUAAUUCGACCACUUAAAAAUGGCGGAGACGGAACGCGCAUAUCUUUAACACCACCUGCGCGAUUUAUCGACAACAUCACUCCAAAUCAUUAUUCAAUUAUCGCAGCCGAAUCCAUGGGUCGCGGAAACCUGAAACUUUGAACACCGGUCGACACAUUGAUGGAUGGGAGGACCCGUCGUGGGAUCCGAUAAGACUUCGAAGCCGGAUUUUUACAUUUCAACGUUCACACUUGAGUUUUGGACUUUUUGCGACUAUUAUUGAUUGUUUUUGAUUUACGGCCAUUUCGCUAUUGCAUUAGACAAUGCAUACCUGUUUAUUUUUUAAUUCAUCCAGUUUUCAGAAAAUUGUCCCCGUCAAGAGCGGAUUCGAGGGGGAGGUAUACCGUGGGUAAGUUCCGUCCCCGUCUUUUCGAUGGAGGGGGGGGGGAGCGAGUGUCCGGAUAGCCAAAACAACCGCUUUUCGGUCGCGGCGUCGGUAGACGCGUACAUUUGUUCUAAGCCCGAUUUACGUACACGAGGGCGAAAAGUAACGAACAUCACCGUUCGCGCACAGCUUGUUAAUGUUAAAACGUCACAAAAAAUUUGUUGUAUUUGUAUUUUUUUUUUCCUAUUGAGCCAAAACGGUAAAUGUUUCGUUAUUGUCACGCAGUAUGGAGACUUGCCCGACUACACGGAUCCGACCGAAGCUCCGUCAAGACCGCCUUCGGCGACCAGCACGUCCACGACGACAAAGUCGCCGGCGUCGUACGGCAUCAGCACGGCGUCCGCCGUCAGCACUCCGCAGCCGCCACCGUCCGCGCCGUCCGCGCCGUCCGCGCUGCUCGACCCGUACUCGCCGUCCAACAGCGACAAAAUUGUCCAGAUGGUCGAGGCGCUGAUCGCCAGCAACGGUAACACGUCCGACCUGCCCACCGAGCCGCCCGCCGUGGCAGCCAACACGUCGCCGCCAUCGCCGCAGCCACAGCCGUCGUUGCAGGCAUCACCUUCCGCGAUAGCCGCCUCUGUCGCCUCCGCCACGGCCAGUCCGACGACCGGCUCGGCCAACCGCAAGUGCGGCCCAGGAUACUUCAGAGACCCGAUGGGACGGUGCCGGCGCAUCCGGAAACCGCAUUUGCCGUAAGUAUUAAAGUAAAAUUGGGAAAGAAAAAAAAAAAAGGUCGAAUUAUAUUAAAGGAAAUGUGUAAAGAAAAUGGACCACAAGCAAAUUAGCUAUUAAUAUUCGGAGCUAUUCGAGAGAGAUUUUCGAAAUAAAUUUGAUGGUACGUACAUGUCGUGUACGGGGUUCUCGAAAUAGUGACCGUUUUGGGUUUCGUUGAGCGGUCAACACGCUCGACAGUGUGAAUAAUAACAGUGUUACAAUAAUAUAAAUAGUUCUAAAUAUUAUGUUGCAUGAUUGUAGCAUUACAAUCAUUUUUAACCGAAUCGCAACAAAAUGGAGAAUAAUGAAACCGUUAUCGCCGUAAAUGUCACUGACUUUUCCGGAUUUUUCCUAAUUAAAAAUGAGAAAAUUAAUACAAAAAUUACAAUUAUGAAGCGACCUGCUAAUGCACCGACUAGAUAAAAUUUUCUAUCGGGAAAAGACGCUGCAUUUGAAAAUCGGAGCAAGAUAUUCGGUGGUAAAAUUGUUUGCGGGCAGAAAAAAAAACACAUCAUAGUUAACGCCAAUACAUUCCUCGCAGCGCUCAGAAUCUAAAAUGCGCAGUUAACAAAUUUCGUGACGGCACAAUUUUUUUUUUCCACAAAAACAGAUUUAAAAUUCGUAAACAUUCGCAAAAAUUACAAUUAAACCGGACAAACGGGGCGGGGUUGUAUAGUUGUAGUAGCGGCUACGUCACCGGUAACUAACCACUUUGCAUUAAAGACAUUAAUAAAAAAAAACAUCGCCAUAACGGUUUAUCGGGCACGUGUAAAACUCAUCCUUCUCAAAAUUAUUCGCGUACAUUGUAUAUAUUAUUAUAAAAAAAAAAAACAAUAAUAUUAUAAUGGAUGUUUAAUAAUAAUUUUGGGAGCGUUGCAAUAAUAUUGUGACGUCAACAAUCGGUCUGAAACCGUUUAUCGCAGCACGAGACCACCGCCAUCUACCCGGGGAGAUAACACCGAACCGACACGUAAAUCGAUCGUCAUAUUAUAAUAACCCGUUCCGGAAUAUGAUUGUAAUAAUAAUAAUAUAUGACUUGCAAAACGUUUACGAUUAUAUUGUUAGUUUUUUUUUCUUUUUAUCAAAGAAACCAAUAAUCCUAUAUAGAUCCGCGUGACUUAAAAAAACAAAAUUAUCCACGCAUUUUAGAUAUCAGAGCGUGGCAUAGAAUGCGUACGGGUUUUACUAGUACCCAUACAAAUUAUGAUUUUUUUUUUCUGUCUAUGAACAAUGUAUUUACGAUAAUUCUUGCUCCAAUUUUCAAAUUUAGUGUUUUUUUCUGAAAACAAAUUUUUCCUAUUUGGCACAUUUGGGUGAUCAUUUUCAGUUUCUGAGCGAAAAUAGUUAAUCAUUAUUAUUAUUAUUUUUUUUAUACCUAAACAAAUUUUUACUAGUCUUGCUCCGAUUUUUAAGUGUACAACUUUUUAUGAAAGGCAAUUGUAUCUGAGUAGUACUUUAGGGAGGUUAUUAGUUUCAAUUUUAUUUUUUAUUGUGAUCCAGUUAAAAAUUUCUGUAGAGACUUGAAAUUUGGACAGAGAAGUUAUAUUUGCUUUUCCUAGACGUAGCAAAAUUUUCAAAAUAUUUUAGCUAUUUUUGAGCAAUUUAUAGAUACUUUAAUUUUGCGAGUUUUUCACGUAAUUUUUAUUCGGUAGAUCCUCUGUGAAUAAAAUUGUUAGACCAAACAUAAAUAUUUGAAAAUUUAACAAAAGGUUCAUUAUAAAUCGUAGGUACUCAGUGAUAAAAAAAAAAAAAAUCGCGUUUUGUAAUUUUUUUUUCAUAAGUUUUAAAAUCAAAUUUUGACGAAAAUCGUAAAUAUUACGGCCAUUCAAAAAACACGUAUAACCAAAUACUGUUCACACUCGUUUUUAAUUAGGAAAAAAUUAAUCAUUGCGUACAAAUACGAUUUAAAUAACUUUCUGUAUUCGAACCUUCUCAACUUCCCACCAGUUAUCAAUAUCUAUAGGUUUUUUUUUACAUUUUUCAACAAAUUAUACUCGAUUAUAGUUUAUUGUUAAUCAUUGCGAAAUUAUAAUGCUGAUUCCAAUAGACAUGCAACGAUUACAGUAAUAAUUUUAAAUUUAUUUUCAGAUUUUUACAAAUGGUACACACUCCGGGCGUGAUCAAGUCUUUCCAACCACAACAACGAACGGCCGACGAAGUAGGCGCAUCGAAAAAUUAA
Cinara cedri is the source of this 7740-nucleotide messenger RNA. The record is from the annotation of a GenBank genome assembly. NCBI's taxonomy places the organism in Eukaryota, Metazoa, Arthropoda, Insecta, Hemiptera, Aphididae.